UAUCCAAUUAGGGUUAUUCCUGAUGCGCAUAAUAAGACUAUUUGGUCGAUGGACUUUCAUCCGGUGGGGCAUACAUUAGCUACUAGUUCGGUUGAUAAUACAGUGAAGUUUUGGGCUCGAUCAAGACCGACCACCGAAAGUACUUCAGGCGAGCAGGAGGGUGUGGCUUUUGAACACGAAAAGAUACCUGGGAUUGGGUAUUCCAUGCAGGAGUAA
Molecule: messenger RNA, 216 nt
Organism: Nematocida homosporus
Lineage: Eukaryota; Fungi; Microsporidia
Exons: 1
Cellular component (GO): mRNA cleavage and polyadenylation specificity factor complex
Molecular function (GO): protein binding
Source: RefSeq, a predicted model, not a curated record